UUGGAAGUACAAAGGGGAGAAAUCAUGAAGGAAAAGAGGAUGAGCUGAAAGUAGCAGGUGCUGAUGCUUACUCAGGUAAGAAAACAGAGCAGCUUGAUCUAUGUUCACAUACUGGUAGAAUUGUGAGAGAAACUAAAACGGAAGUUUUGGAGAGAAGAAAGAAUUGAAAAAUAAUGGUACGAGACACACUGGGGCUAUGGGAGUUUGCAGGUAAAAGGACCUUGCAUGAGGUUGGGAAGCCAAAGAAUAAGCAGGGAGAUCUGUCCAUCCGAGUCCUGGGGUUUUACAUUUAUUUGCUGCACCUGUUUUGUAUGUCUAAAGCUAAAUAACUCCAACUUGCUACAUAAUAUUGCUGCAUUGGGUCACCUCUUCAGGAAACACUUCUUCAGUACGGCACUGAAGCGGUGGAAUUAUUUGUCUUUCUGCAAAGACAUGGCAUGGGAUCUAGGCCAGGGACUUGCUCUGAGACUCUGGUGUGUCAGGAGAUCCUGCAGAGGCUGCUAGAAGCCAUGGUUCUGUAGGUAUGGUACAGUUUGGUGUCCUGAGAAGUUUUAGUAAUGGUUCACCAAAACCAGGUGUGAUGGUGUUCUGCAGAGUACCAUCAUGCACCAAAAGCACUAAGUGGGAAUGAAGAAUGUGAGAGGGUGGCUGAGUUUAAACUGCAGAUCUUGAACUGUGUCACUUCAUUAAGCAGCUGAAGUUGGCUGCUGCAUGAGGUCUGCUUUUAGGCAAUAAUUUUUUUUUAGCAUAUUUUUUAUGUGUUUAGUUGUAGGACUUGCAAAGUAGGUUUAAAAAGUAACUUGUGUAACUGGUUUAUUAACUCUCUGCUGGCCUUGAGCAUUCCUUUCAUGCAUGCCCCAGAGUAAAUGAGAAUAAAGCACUGCCUGCUGCUACCUAUUUUCUGUCUAGGUGGUUGUUUGCUCUUUUGUUGCGUUUUUUAAAACAAAAAACCUCUCCAGCCAAGAUACUUUCCCUGCAACAGAGGCAAUGUCUUACCACAGAGAAGUCAAAUUUAGCCAAUGAAGUGUGAGUUGCAGCAAGUAGAGAGAAGCAGGGGUUAAAUGGUAAGUUUUAAUGCAGUUCAGAUGAGCUCUCCUGCCACCUGUUUGCACAGGUGCAUGGGAUAAGUUGUUGUGUAGCCAUUAAGGUUUUUGGAAGCUAGGAAAAGGGCAGUGUUGAACCUUCCUCUAGAACUAGUAAAAAGAAAAUUGAUAUUUUUUUCUAACUUAUUUUUAUUAUAAUAUUAUUCUAGAGAUCUUAUCAGAAAGGAGACUGCAAGCUGCGCUUAUAGGGCUAGUUUAACUCAUUUGAUUGUUGCGCAGUGCAGCUGCUAGUCCACAGAAGUUAGCACAGCAAAAAGUACAUGUGGCAAUCUUGUUUGUUGGCUUCCUCUACCCUACAGCCUGUCAGAGCCCUGAGAGAGAUCCCAGCUGUCACAGGCAGUCUUCUCCUGCUGAAGGAGCAGCAAACUUAACUUGUCUUACAAGGGAGAAGGCAUGCCAGUGACUCCUAAGAAAAUUUUAAAAACUCUAUUGCUUUCUCUCAAGUAAUUUUUCUGGGACGCAUCAAUUGUACUUAAUGUAUGUGAUGGCACAGCCAUUUUCUUCAGUGCUCUUCUGGAAAUCAUCAGGUUGUGUUCGGAUCACAGCAACUUAUGGCUGGCAGAUAGUUGCUGUAAGGCUUGAAAACUUGGUUGGAAACAGCAGCUGGGUGGGUGCUCCAACACGGUGGGGCUUUCUGGAAGAUGACCAUAGAGGGUAUCCCAGAACCUUCCUUUGAAGGAGAUUCUUUCAGUGGAAGAGAUCGAUUUCUGUUUCCAAGCUCUGAAACAUCUGUUACUUUUUCUGUUGCUGCAGCACCCAUGCCUUCAGACUGUGAGUUUUCCUUCUUCGAUCCCAAUGAUGCAGCGUGCCAAGAAAUACUUUUCAACCCCAAAACGUCCGUUUCCGAAUUGUUUGCUAUCUUAAGGCAGUGGGUUCCGCAGGUCCAGCAGAACAUUGAUAUUAUUGGCAACGAGAUCAUUAAAAGAGGCUGCAAUGUGAAUGACAGAGAUGGACUGACUGAUAUGACUCUUCUGCAUUACACUUGCAAAUCAGGGGCUCAUGGUAUUGGUGAUGUUGAAACGGCGGUAAAAUUUGCAAUGCAGCUCAUUGAUCUGGGUGCUGAUAGCAGCUUACGCAGCCGCUGGACAAAUAUGAACGCCUUGCAUUAUGCUGCUUACUUUGAUGUUCCAGAACUUAUUAGUGUUAUUUUGAAAAAUGCAAAGCCAAAAGAUGUUGAUGCUACCUGCAGUGAUUUUGAUUUUGGAACAGCUUUGCAUAUUGCUGCAUUUAACCUGUGUACAGGAGCUGUCAAGUGUUUGCUGGAACAUGGAGCAAAUCCUGCCUUCAGGAAUGACAAAGGGCAGAUCCCAGUGGAUGUGGUUCCUGAUCCAGUAGAUAUGCCACUGGAAAUGGCAGAUGCAGCAGCUAGUGCAAAAGAAAUCAAGCAGAUAUUGCUGGAUGCGAUGCCUCUGUCAUGUGACAUCUCAAAAGCCAUGAUUACAAACUAUGAUCAUAUCACAGGCAAGGCCAUGCUUUUAUCACUUGGCCUGAAGCUGGGAGAUCGUGUCGUUAUUGCAGGACAGAAGGUUGGUACGUUAAGAUUUUGUGGCACAACGGAAUUUGCCAGCGGGCAGUGGGCUGGCGUAGAGCUGGAUGAAGCAGAGGGAAAGAACAAUGGGAGUGUUGGAAAAGUCCAGUACUUCAAGUGCGCACCCAAACGCGGUAUCUUUGCACCUCUCUCUAAAAUAAGCAAGGCUCAUGAUCACAAGAAAACCUCUGUACGAAGUUCUUCCACGCGAUCUUCACCUUUGAUCAAAUCCAAGAAAAUAGACGUGACGCACAUAACUUCCAAAGUGAAUUCUGGCAUAAAUAAGUCAAGAAAAUCCAGUGGUUCUGAAAACAAAUUCAUGACUGUUAACAGGGGGAAAACUGUACCUGCAAAAGGAGGUUUUCCUGAAUACAGCAGCUCUUCCUCUUCUACUACCUCCUUAGAAGGCAAACAGAAUUACUCUAAGAAGCGGAGCUCAACUGGCAGCAGUAAAAAGCCACUGACUAGAGUGUCUUCUGCUUCAUCUAGAAUUAGUGCCGGGUUGUACAGUUCUUCUCCAGCUACAAGGAAAAUCCCUUUUGAUGAGAGAGGAAUUCAGGUUGGAGACAGAGUACUGGUAGUAGGACAGAGAACAGGCACUGUUAGAUUUUGUGGGACGACAAAAUUUGCACCAGGAUUCUGGUGUGGAAUUGAACUGGACAAGCCUCAUGGUAAGAACGAUGGUUCGGUGGGCGGUGUCCAGUACUUCAGCUGCCUUCCUCGCUAUGGAAUAUUUGCACCUCCUUCUCGCGUUCAGAGAUUAACAGGCUCAAUGGAUUCUCUUGCAGAGACUUCAUCGAGUAAAAUAAAUCACACUUUUCCAGGUUUUAGACGCAGUUUAAGCACAACUUCUGCAUCUUCACAAAAAGAGAUAAGCAGAAGAAACUCCUUUGUUAGAUCCAAGAGUUCUGUGUCACGGCACAGCUGGAGUCACCCCAGUACAGCCACCACGGAAGCACUGGUGAAGCUGCACGAAGGCUCGCAGGUUCUUCUGACCAGUUCCAAUGAAAUGGGCACCAUCAGGUACAUUGGUCCGACAGACUUUGCACCAGGGGUAUGGCUUGGCCUUGAGCUGCGAAGCGCCAAGGGAAAGAACGAUGGCUCUGUGGGGGAGAAGCGUUACUUCACCUGCAAGCAGAACCACGGGGUCUUGGUUCGACCUAGCAGAGUAACCUACCGGGGGAUCAAUGGGGCCAAGCUCGUGGAUGAUAUCUGCUGAGCCAGAAGAUGCUCGGACGGUAGGAAACGUUUGAAGCACACAGGAUCCCUGUAUAGAAUGCCAACUUAUUUUUAAAUGAUUAAACCUGCAUUUAUAUUUUACGUAUAGAUAUAUAUGAUUAUAUAUAUUUGUAUUUAUAUACGCACACAUACACAGAUACACUAAGUACAUAGAGAGAGAUAUAUAUAUAUAAGCUGGGUGACAUUAAGAAGUAAAACUGCUGUUUUAUUUCUCUUAAUGAAACAGCUUUUACCUGGGAAGUAAUUCCAAAAACAUCUUGCCUUUGAGAUGCUGUGUUAUUUGAAUCAUGCUCCAGCUGGAGAACACAGGUAUACCCAAUGUUCUCUAGAGUUGCUUUGUGAUUCAUGCAGUAUUUAAACGAUUUUCCUCUGUAGUAAUGAACUGAUAAUGCUUUGUGCAUUGCCUGCUUUUGAACAGAGGAGGUGGUUAAUGAGUGACAUUAGUCUGUUCACCAGACACUAUGUCAAUUUCAAUACCAGCUGCUAGCAAUAAAAAAGCAAAAAAAAAAAAUAAGAAAACCCCUUUUUUUUUUUUUUUUCAAGCAGUUGUGAGAUAUUUCUACAUUUUAUCAUCAGAUCCCUCCUCUUCUUUUUCUCCUUCCAUUAUCUCCUCCUGAAUCCAAAAGGGCUGAUAAAUAAAUGCAGGUACUUGCAGUGAUCCUAGCAAACAGCAAGUAAAUAAAAAGCCUUUAAAAAGCACAAAUGUAGUGCAUGUCAGGUGGUAAAUAUAUUGUAUGCAUUUUAGAAGAAGGUGUGUAUAAGAAGCACUCCUUAAAAUAAUGCACUUUGCACUCUCCUGGAGAGCUCUCCCUCAUUUAUAAAGGUAUUGCUCUGUUUGGUGUGCUGCAGGCUACGGGUAUCAUAGUUUUCAAAUGCACAUAAAGCCUGAGAGGAGCUACGCAACACAGCUGUCCUGUAGUCUGUAGAAAUACAGCAUGGCCAUCCCUGCCAGCAGUCUGGGUUAUGGGCUGGGUUUUCAAGCAAGCUAUUAACACUUUAAUUAUUUUUAUUUCUUUUUGUUUUCUUUGGAACGGUUUCCGGUGUAAAUUUUUUGUAAGAGUCUUAGGAUAAAUUAAGGGUAAUGUUAAGUACACCACUGUAACAGAAGUUGAUGUGACAUCACUUGCAUAUCAGCCUUUUUUAAGAAUGGCUUGUUGUUGUCCAUGUUUUAAACAUGUAACGUGUUGUAAUUGAUCAGCAUUUGUCAACUUUAUCUCACUAUUAUCAGGGUGGUUCUGUGUUCCAGAAUGAUCAUUUUAUUCUUAAAUGAUCUGCUUGCUUUUACCUACUUGAAAUAAGAGACACUUUAAAUGAAAUUAGUAUGCUAUUUUUAGACAGAAUUCUGCUGCUAUUAUGUUAUUUGAAAUACUACUGUAGCUAUUUUUCCUUGGCUGUAUUUAAAAUACUGCAUAUUGUAUUCUAGCUUAUGGGAUGUUUUUAAUUGAGUAUGAAAGUUGUAAAUUUUGAAAGUAAAAAAAAAAUGCUUUAUAUUUGAAGAUAUAGCGAACUCAGCGAUGUACUGAACAUGAAUUUGUCCAA
Molecule: messenger RNA, 5409 nt
Organism: Numida meleagris (helmeted guineafowl)
Lineage: Eukaryota; Metazoa; Chordata; Aves; Galliformes; Numididae
Gene: CLIP4
Product: CAP-Gly domain containing linker protein family member 4
Exons: 19
Coding region: 1745-3850 (701 amino acids)
Biological process (GO): cytoplasmic microtubule organization
Cellular component (GO): microtubule plus-end; nucleus; cytoplasm
Molecular function (GO): microtubule plus-end binding
Source: RefSeq, a predicted model, not a curated record